Molecule: messenger RNA, 2129 nt
Organism: Periophthalmus magnuspinnatus
Lineage: Eukaryota; Metazoa; Chordata; Actinopteri; Gobiiformes; Gobiidae
Product: zinc finger protein 37-like
Exons: 3
Coding region: 12-1013 (333 amino acids)
Biological process (GO): regulation of transcription by RNA polymerase II
Molecular function (GO): DNA-binding transcription factor activity; RNA polymerase II cis-regulatory region sequence-specific DNA binding
Source: RefSeq, a predicted model, not a curated record
AAAGUGUGAAAAUGUCUGCAGACCAACCGCUCGGAGCUUUGGUGAAUGUGCAGCAGUCUAAAGAGAAAGACCAGAGGAGCCCCAGAGCCGAGCUGCACAAGGCGGGUGCCCAGAUGCCUUCAGAGACUCCACAGAUUAAAGUGGAGCCAGAGGAGCCAGAGGAGCCAGAGGAGCCAGAGGAGCCAGAGGAGCAGAGUGUCAAACAGGAAGAAGAGCUACUUGCUGUGUGUGUGAAGACAGAAGAGUCCUCACUGCUUCAACAAAGAGAGGACACACAGGGUGAGGACAUCAGAGCAGAGACACAUGUCCACAGAGAGGACAUGAGCGCAGAGACACAUGUACACUCAGAGACUGAGGGACACACGGAGCACUCCCCCGACACUGACAAUGAUGGAGACUGGAGAGCUCCAAUCAGCGGUUCACCUGCACAGAUGAACACAGAGGCAGAUGGAAACAACUACAACCAGCUCCAGAUGAGAGCCAGAAGCACGACUGCUCCAAACUCAGGUCUAUUCCCCAAAUAUAAGUCUGCACCAGAGACCAGAGCCAAUGUGGACAAUGGAGACAAGUCAGGAGCAGCCGAAAGAACUGAAAGAAAGAAAUACCAGUGCUCUUUUUGUGGAAAGAAUUUUGGGACUAAACAGGAUUUACAAAGACACACUAGAGUUCACACAGGAGAGAAACCAUUCAGCUGUUCUAUCUGUGAACUCCCCUUUACUCAAAAAAUUACCCUUAAAGUCCACAUGAGAACACACACAGGUGACAAACCAUUCAGCUGUUCAGUCUGUCAGAAAGCCUUUAGGGUAAACUCUACUCUCAAAAUCCACAUGAGGACUCACACAGGAGAGAAACCAUUUAGCUGUUCAGUGUGUAAGAAAACAUUUCCUCAGAACAGUCACCUCGCAGUCCACAUGAGAACGCACACACAAGAGAAGCCAUUCAGCUGUUCAUCCUGUGACAAAACCUAUGCCCACAAGUCUAAUCUCACGUCACAUAUUAGAAUGCACCAUUGAUUGUUUUGGUAUUUUGCAGUUGAUGUCAUUUGUAUUCUCCAGGGGGGGUGAUGCUAACUGUUGGCACUGCUUUGUUUGAAGCUCUGUUACUCAAGUUAGACUUUAAUCUGAGCUUAUUUUACCACAAUCUGACCAUAAAGAGCUGAUCUAGUUCAAACUACAACAGGUGAGCUCAUACUGUUAAACAAAUCCCUCUUAAAUAACAAUACAGUCAGAAGCUAGCUAGCAUUAGACACCGGUCACUCUCACCUUUUUUUUUACUUUUCAGCUCAGUUCAAAAAUGUAGUAGAGUAGAAAGUACAGAUACCUGCUCUCAAAGUGAAGUACAGGUAAAAAGUAUCUACUUUAAACUUUACUUACUUAUUUUCCACCAGUGUAUAUAACCCAAAGCCUGUUAAAUAUGAUCUAUAGCUCCUAUUACAUGGCAUCAUAGGCCGACCUGUCUCGAUGUCGGGACAGCAGACUCUCUUUGACAAUUUGCUGAAUGUCCCUCUCUGUUCAAAGUCCACUAGCUUAAAAUAUCCAGGCUGAAAUUAAUAAAUGUGUCAGAUUUCUAAUGUGGCCUGUUCAUCUUUGUUUCCCAAACUAAAAUAAUCCAAGUUCCCUGUUAAUACUACUGACGGAUUGUACUUUGCUCCAGUAGAGGUGACAGCUGUGCAGAUACCUGCUCUGAUGUCCUCUGUGCUGUGGACACCUGUGCAGAUGAACAUGUGGACAAAGUUGUUGGUUCCCUUCGAUAAGGAAGGUUGUCCAGACUUCUUAUAUACGUUUAUUUUUAAAAUAGUUCUGUUGAAGCAUGGCUGAAAAGUAAUGUCUGACUUUCAUUGGUUAAAUUUCAUAGAAUUUUUAUUUAUUAUUACUUUUGUCAGAUUCAAGUUAUUUUUGUGACCAUUGUGAGUUUUUCCUUCAUUAACUGCACCUUUCAUUAACUUUCAUUUUCAUUAGAAAAUGACAAAAGACCAUUUUAGAAAACAAAUACAUUUCAUUUAAAUUUGACAAAAUACACAAAGAAACCAUGUACAAUCUAUAUAGUAGUAGAUUUUUAUUUUAUUUUUUGUUUGUAUCAAAAUUACUAUGUGUAUCACUGAUUAAGAAAAUAAAAUUGAAGGUUGAAGU